UAUAUUUCAAGAAAUAUGCCCGAGUACAUGCUUUGUAGGAUCUGUUUAACAGAAGAUUUAAGUUUGGACGGAAUGACGAUCCUAUUCGACGAGCAGAAUAUCGAGUGCCCAGAGCUCGUGCGCAAAAUUGAAGAAGUUGGCAGCAUCAAGCUAGCCCCACUUCAGGACAUGACAAGCAUGCUGUGCUUUAGUUGCGUGGAGCGGCUUACGAUUUCGCACAAAUUUCGGGAAUUGAUCCAGGCGAGCGAGCGAGCUUUUUCCAACAAUGUUGUCAAGGCGGAGAUGAAAUCCGAACCUACAGACGAUUCCACGAGCAUAGAAAUGCAUCACAUUGAAUAUAUCUACGAGGCAGCAAGCGAAUUCAUUGAGGCCGAUGGGGAUAUUGAACUAGACACAAUGCUUGAAGAGCGUUUGGAGGAUGGAAUUGCAGAUGCUGAAACCUCAUACGACGACGACAUAAAUAAUGUGGUGGAGGAGCUUAAUGAAAAUGACCUGCUGAUAGAAAACGCCAGCGAUAGUGACUACGAUCCGAGUGAGCGUCUCCGCAAGCCCAAGAUCCGCAAAACACGCCUCGCCAAACGCGGUCGUGGGCGACCACGGAACACCACACCGGAAAAUGGUCAGGAAAAAGCAAACGGUGUGUACAAGUCCAGCGAAGAGCCCACAAAUAUCAUGUGCGAAAUCUGUGGAAACAUCUACUCCAAAAGAGCAGCCCUCAACAUUCACAUGCGCCGUCACAUGGCGGAGAAGCCUUUUGAAUGCGAAAUCUGCAGUAAAACGUUUGCCGGUCCCUCGGAGCUAAAUCGCCAUAUACGAGUGCACACGGGCGAGAAGCCAUUCAGAUGUAAAUACUGCGCCCGCAUGUUCGCGGAUCGAAGCUCCAACAUACGGCAUGAACGGACUCAUACAAAUGAACGGCCCUUUGCCUGCGGAACUUGUGGCAAGUCCUUCUCUUAUUCGAAUGUGCUAAAGAACCAUAUGCUUACUCACACGGGGGAGAAGCCGUUCUUGUGUCAGCCCUGCAACAAAACCUUUUCACGUAAGCACCAGCUUGAGCAACACAUCGGCACGAUGACCCACCAGCAAACUAUGAGAGCGCUCGAGACAAACGAGGUUAUGCGGGCUUCGGAAAUAUACUAGUUCGUUAAAGAUUCAACUAACAUAUAUGAUAAUGUGUAAAUAAAUGUUCAAAUAUAUAUAUAACAAAUAAUUAA
Drosophila persimilis is the source of this 1214-nucleotide messenger RNA. RefSeq names its product transcription factor Ouib. Lineage: Eukaryota; Metazoa; Arthropoda; Insecta; Diptera; Drosophilidae. The coding region runs from base 16 to 1140 and encodes 374 amino acids. Gene Ontology annotation, molecular function: zinc ion binding; RNA polymerase II cis-regulatory region sequence-specific DNA binding; DNA-binding transcription factor activity. The transcript is spliced from 6 exons. Gene Ontology annotation, biological process: regulation of transcription by RNA polymerase II. Gene Ontology annotation, cellular component: nucleus. The record is from RefSeq and is a predicted model, not a curated record.